AAAAAUGCGCAUAAAAACAAGUAAAUCUGUUGAAAAACUAUAAUAACUAGCGAAACAGAAUAUCGAAAAUGUCUGUGCUGCGAUUCCUGGUGACCCGCCAGGCGUUGGCUGCUCUGUCGCGGCCAAGGACCUUCAAUAUACUCCAAAAACCAGCGCCAAUCGCCUUGGCCUCCACUUUGUGCAACCAAAAUAACCAUCAGGAUCUGACCAAAUCGAGUACCAAUUUAAGUCUGACGCAAAUAAGAGGCCAUAAGCGAUUUGGCCAUCAGGAGGAAAAGACUCCAAAUGUCACUAAGUACUUCCACAUGUUCAUCCUGAGUUUGUUCCUCAUUUCGGUUAUGGAUUGGGGCAAAGUGAAGCGCCUGCUAAUGCCAAAAGUGGACGCCGAUGCUGGACAACAACCCUCCUCGGCUGCCGGCGUUAAUGGCGAGGAAAAGUCAUCCGAUUCCGAGUCGGAGGAUGGCGAGGACGAGGAUGGUGGCCAGGAUCUGCACCUGCACGAGGGCAAGAAGAUCCGCGAGAAAGUCGGUUUCCGCGAGAGGAAGAUAAUUGAGUACGAGAACCGUAUUCGGCAGUUCUCCACGCCGGACAAAGUUUUUCGCUACUUUGCCACCAUCCAGGUGCCCGUGGCUGAUGAUCGUCAUGAAGUCUACAUGACUCCGACCGAUUUUUUAACCAGCAUGACGCCCGGCAUGAAGCAACCAGAUGGAUUGGGACUGGACCAAUAUCGCCGCUAUGAUCCUAAGUCUGUUGGCGAGCAGUUAAAUCUCCAUCUGGAAAAGAACAGCAUUUUUUACAAGCUGGGUUCCUUUGGACUGAUUACAUUUUCGGACUACAUUUUCCUGCUCACGGUACUAUCAAUUUCCCGUCGCCACUUUGAGAUUGCCUUCCGAAUGUUUGAUUUGAAUGGGGACGGCGAUGUUGAUUGCGAGGAAUUCGAAAUGGUGGCCACUUUGGUGAGACAACAAACCAGCAUGGGAACCCGACAUCGCGAUCACGCUAAUACAGGAAACACCUUUAAGGGUGUAAAUUCGGCUUUAAUCACAUAUUUCUUUGGUCCCAAUAUGGAUGAAAAGCUGACGAUUGAAAAGUUCCUGGACUUCCAGGAGCAACUGCAAAAGGAGAUUCUUUCCCUCGAGUUUGAAAGGAAAGAACCCAAUGAAGAUGGAAAUAUAACAGAAGCAGAUUUUGCAGAACUUCUUUUGGCCUACGCUGGAUAUCCUUUGAAAAAGAAGCAAAAGAAAUUAAAGAGAGUGAAGAGGAGAUUCAGGGAUCAUGGCAAAGGCAUUUCUAAACAGGACUAUCUAGAUUUCUUCCAUUUCCUGAACAACGUCAACGACGUGGACACUGCCUUGACUUUUUAUCACAUUGCCGGUGCCUCGAUUGAUCAGCAAACUCUGCAGCAUGUGGCCAAAACGGUGGCUAUGGUGAAUCUUUCGGAUCAUGUCGUCGAUGUAGUCUUCACCAUCUUUGAUGAAAACAAUGACAACCAACUUAGCAACAAGGAGUUUAUUUCGGUGAUGAAAAAUCGUGUGCAGCGUGGUUUGGAGAAACCCAAAGACACUGGAUUCCUAAAAAUGAUGCGAUCGGUGUUCAAGUGCGCCAAGGAAACAAAGCCCGUUCUGCUGGAUAUCUAAAAAUCGCAACACUAUGGAUUCUCCCGCUCCAAGCGCCCCAAUCUUAGUCAUUUUUCCUACGCUUACGCUUCUUACUAUUUAUUUUUGUAGUUAACGUUUACAUAAAUCGAUUUUAGCUCAAUCUCUUUAACUGUUUGACACCCAAGCCGUUUUUUCAGAUAAGAUGAAUUGCUUUUGUAUAUUUCACCGACUCUUGUGCACUUAAUACGUUAAUUUUUUAAUAAAAAUAUAUAUCAUAAUAUUUAUAAAUAAAUACAAUUGAUAAUGCUCUGUUUAUUAGGAGCGUAACGUUCA
This is a messenger RNA of Drosophila takahashii, 1931 nucleotides long. RefSeq names its product Mitochondrial calcium uptake 1 (gene MICU1). Gene Ontology annotation, cellular component: uniplex complex. Gene Ontology annotation, biological process: mitochondrial calcium ion homeostasis; calcium import into the mitochondrion. The record is from RefSeq and is a predicted model, not a curated record. Gene Ontology annotation, molecular function: calcium ion binding. NCBI's taxonomy places the organism in Eukaryota, Metazoa, Arthropoda, Insecta, Diptera, Drosophilidae.